AUGGAGAAGCCCGCGGUAGCCUACUUGGGACCUGCGGCGAGCUAUACCAACCAAGUAAGUGAGGCGCCUUUCCUCGUCACUGGCACAGGACACGCGAAGGGAUAUGAAUGGCAUUGGUGCAAGCAUGAUCGGUUGCAAUUCAAAGAGGUAUCGUUGAAGAGAAUCUUGAAGAGAGAAUAGAAAGAGAAUUGAACCCCAUUCUUAUCCCGAUGUUCGCAGACAUACUUGUUUCCAAGAGAUUGAUGCUGAUGAGAGGUUUACCUUCUAGGCUGCCAUCUCUGUGUUCCCGGCGGAAGAGUAUGAAUUGGAUCCUCAAGCCACCAUACAUGAUGUUUUCCGCGCUGUGCAGAGCGGAGAAGCGACGCAUGGCGUGGUACCAUUUGAGAAUUCAACGAAUGGAUCCGUGAUCUUCACACUGGAUCUACUGGCAGAUCGACAUGGCCAGUUCCGGGACGUACAAGUCGAAGGGGAAAUCUAUCUCGAAGUCGAACACUGUCUUGUCGGACAUAUCCAUCGACCCGGCAGUUCGGAGCGCGAAGAGAAAGAACGCCGCAUGAGCGAGCCGUGGCGAAAACUCGAGGACAAGGAAAAGGAGGCCACCACCACCACCGCCCAGCAAGACGGAGGCAACGCAAACGGCACCAACAGCAGCAACAAACCCCUCUACCCUCUCGACCACAUCACCUCCCUCCACUCCCACCCGCAAGCCUGGGCCCAAUGCACCACCUUCCUCCAGACCCACCUCCCCACCCUCCCCCAAAAAGACACCGCCUCCACCUCCGCCGCCGCCCUUGCCGUCUCCAAAGACCAAACCAAAACCUCCGCAGCCAUAUCGUCCCGCCUCUCCGCAAAACUGUACAACCUCACCAUCCUCGCCCCUUCCAUCCAAGACCUCAAAGGCAACAGCACCCGCUUCCUCAUCCUCCGCUCCACGAAAUCCCCCACCCCGCCUCUCUCCCAACCCCCCGCCAACAGCCUGGAAGCAAUCGAACUGCAAUCCUACAAAUCUCUGAUCUGCCUCAAAGUUCCUCACGAUCAACCGGGCGCUCUGGCUGCUUGCUUGGCGGUCUUCGCGAAUCACGGCAUCAAUCUGACCAAUUUCCAAUCUCGUCCUUCGGGGCUGGGAGUCUGGCAGUACAUCUUCUUCAUCGAAUUCCGGGGACGGCCGAGAGGGAAGGGAGAAGGCGCUGUGAAUGCUGCCUUACAAGAGCUCGAUAGCCAAGCCUCGAGCUGGAAAUUCUUGGGGUCUUGGAAGGAUGUGUUGAGGAAGGAAGUGAAGACUUGA
Messenger RNA from Lecanosticta acicola, 1285 nucleotides. The record is from the annotation of a GenBank genome assembly. Lineage: Eukaryota; Fungi; Ascomycota; Dothideomycetes; Mycosphaerellales; Mycosphaerellaceae.